AAAAAAAAAAAAAAAACCAACUUUCCAAAUUUCUUAUUGGAUUUUGUUCUCUCUAAAACAUUAGUGAUUUUGUCGUUUCUCAUUUGAGUGUUCUUUUGAAACUUCUCAGUCUCAGAUCUCUCAAGCUUUGUGACAAUGAAGGUGGUGGUGCUGAAAAUCGAUUACUAUGACGAGAAAUGCCAGAAGAAAGUCAUGAAGACAGUCUCUGGUCAUUCAGGUGUUGUGUCGAUUGCGUUGGACACGAAGGACAAGAAAUUGACAGUGACAGGGGACAUAGAUCCGGUGAGUUUAGUGAGCAAAUUACGGAAGCUUUGCAACACGGAGAUUGUUUCGGUGGGAGCUCCAAAAGCAGCGGAGAAGAAGGAAGAGCCCAAGAAAGAAGCGGCCAAGAAAGAAGAACCAAAGAAAGAUCAAAAGGCUGAAGAUUUGCAGAAGCUGUGGCAGCAGGCAUACCUGCAGCAGGCCUACAAGUAUCCUCCGCAUUAUUACACCAGAACCGUAGAGGAAGAUCCUAAUGCUUGUGUCAUCUGCUAAGUUUAAGAUUUAGAAUAAGUUAGAAGAUAAGCCAUGGAAAAAGAAAUAUUGUACUUUUAAUUUUUUAUUUUUUAUUUUAUCCUAAAGAUCUUCGUUUACUGCUAUGUCACGGGUGUUUUUUUUUUUAGUAUGUACAAUGUCUGUACAGUACUAAGUAUUGCCAGUUGCUGAGUUGCACUUCAACGUGUGUUUUUAUUUUUAUUUAUUUUUUAAUAUGAAUCAAAAUAAUACUAGCAAUCCGUUUAAUCAAA
Morus notabilis is the source of this 785-nucleotide messenger RNA. RefSeq names its product heavy metal-associated isoprenylated plant protein 39. NCBI's taxonomy places the organism in Eukaryota, Viridiplantae, Streptophyta, Magnoliopsida, Rosales, Moraceae. The record is from RefSeq and is a predicted model, not a curated record. The transcript is spliced from 3 exons. Gene Ontology annotation, molecular function: metal ion binding. The coding region runs from base 136 to 534 and encodes 132 amino acids.